CUGAGCUACACAUGUACAGCACAAAGAUGGGCUCCAAUGUGAAGAUUAAUGUAUUUGUGCUACUGACAAUCACACUAUACGGAGGUCUAUCUUUUGCUGUGUGGAAUCUACAUACCCAAACUGUGAGUCUAAAGUAUGAGAAUGCUAACCUACAGAACCAAAUCAAUAAAAAGCAAGAUAUUGUCGGAGCUAAUCCAAACCUCCACUCGAGUGAUGAAGCCACGGUGAUUGACACACUAAAGCGACUAACUCGACAAUCCGACUCCUCUCAAAGUGCUACUGAUCUACUUGCUGAUGCUCUGGCAGAACUAAUUGAAAAGAAACUCUACACUAUAAUGGACUGUACUAGAGAUUACGCUGAUAAAUUAACCAACUGUUCGCUCAAGCCAGGCCCAAAGGGAGACAAGGGAUGCCUGGGUGAUCAAGGUAAAGAAGGCCCUCAGGGAAUAAACGGAGAACCUGGGGUCAAAGGACACAUUGGCUACCCUGGUCAUAAAGGGGAGGUGGGUCCAAAGGGUCCAAUUGGCGAUCCCGGCCCAAUGGGGCACCGAGGGGUUAAAGGAGAUAUGGGUGAAAUCGGUCAACGAGGUGAGGCGGGGGUUAAAGGUGACGAAGGUAUGAAAGGAGAAUAUGGUUUCCCUGGACACAAAGGCGAGAGUGGCGGGCCGGGUGCCAAGGGGGUUAAAGGAGAUCGAGGCUUUGGAGGCAAUAAUGGACAAAAGGGAGAGAAAGGAAUGACGGGGGAACAAGGUUCACCGGGACCUAUUCCCACCACACAACCACCAACUACUGGAGCAGUGACUACACAACCACCAACUACUGGAGCAAUGACCACACAACCACCAACUGUUCCCUCUGAGAGGUGCGGUGGUCCUGGAUGGAGGAAGGUGGCAUUCAUUGAUAUGACUAAUACUAGCCAAAACUGCCCUCAAGGACUAACACUGACUGGCUACUCAAAACGAUCAUGUGGUCGAACACAUACAAAUAGUGACGAUUGUUCAUCAGUCACCUUUCCUGUUGGUGGGGGUCAAUACAGUCGAGUGUGUGGGAGAGCUAAGGCUUAUCACUAUGGGUACCUGUUGUCCUUUUAUGGGUAUAACCGUGACUCACGUGGUAACAAUGCACAGUACGUUGAUGGACUAAGCUUCACUCAUGGAACACCCAGGACACACAUUUGGACAUUUGCAGCUGGUUUAUAUCAAGCAAACAUUAGUAAUAUUGAUACUGUACGUAGAUACUAUAACUGUCCUUGUAACCCAGGCAACACCUACGGCUCCCCUCCUUUUGUUGGUAAUGACUAUUUCUGUGAGAGUGGCGCAAGCUCUCGUUCUGCAAUUGGACGUAACAUAUUUCACCCUGAUGAUCCACUCUGGGAUGGUCAGGGCUGUAUCCAUGGCAACCCGUGCUGUUCGUUGAACAAUCCACCGUGGUUUAACCAAACACUACCAACCCCCACAACUGAUGAUAUUGAAAUGAGACUAUGUAUGGUUCAAUUGGUAUCUAGUGGUAACAUAGCUCUUGAACAAAUGGAACUAUACGUCUACUGACGAACUAGAGACACUGAACAUUGAUCUGACUCUGUUAGCUACUGAAUAUUAGAUGUACAUAAUUAUGUACUUGUCAAGAUAAUUUAUUACCAUAUUAC
This is a messenger RNA of Halichondria panicea, 1645 nucleotides long. RefSeq names its product collectin-12-like. The coding region runs from base 12 to 1547 and encodes 511 amino acids. Lineage: Eukaryota; Metazoa; Porifera; Demospongiae; Suberitida; Halichondriidae. The transcript has a single exon. The record is from RefSeq and is a predicted model, not a curated record.